GACUAGCGAAUCAUUCGUAUCGUUUGCUACGGUUUGGCAUUUGCAAAUUUGCACAGCAAAUUGAAACAUUGCUGAUUCUACCUGACAUCACUGGAAGAUAAUAUAAUAUUAUCCUUUUUUUUGUAUAGUUUUUAUAUUUCUUUUAUCUCGUUUCGCAUCUAACUGCGCAUUUAUUCGCAUUUUAUGCAGAUUAGUUGGCUGGUGUUUUCAUGGAUGCUGGGCACACGUAGAGGAAUUACUGUACUUACUACUGAAGUACUGACUGAAUACCGCAUUUUUUUGAACCUAGAUUUCCGUGAUUUGAUUUUGUUCUCCGUGUGAUUCUCCAUGUGCAAGUCUUGCGCCUGUGUUAUGUGUGUAGAUUCCUUUAGGAAAGCUGACAUUGCAGCCUUGUCAUUGGCCAUGUGAAGUGUGGAAGUUUGGAUUACUGUCGGGCUUUUUGAUUGAGUGCUGUUAAUCCAGGAAUUUUCCGUGCGUGCUCCAUGGCAAGAUCAUCGACCUACAAAAAUGGCAGCACGGAUUACAAUCAGCAGCGCUUAAAAGCAUGGAAACCUGAUUUAGAUGCCAAGACGGUGUUAUGGUCUUUUCUCGUCAUUGGAUUCUGUUUUAUUCCUGUUGGCGUGCUCUUAUUAAUGGCCUCCAAUAAUGUACACGAAGUGGUGCUCGAUUAUACAUACUGCUUGCGCAUCCCGCAGCGCGAUGAUCUCCAUUAUGCAUCGAGUUACCUGAACUGUGCGGGAUAUAUUGCUCACACUCCCAAACCAGCGAGAUGCACGUGUAAAGUGGAAUUAAAUUUACCCACGGGAAUGGAGGGCACGGUAACGAUAUAUUACGCACUAAGCCGAUUUUAUCAAAAUCAUCGCCAUUUUUUGAAAUCCCGUGAUGAAUACCAGUUGCUGGGAUAUGUUGGAGGAGUGAGCAAAAGCUGCUCGCCGUUUGAUUCUAUUAACCAUUCAAUAAUAGUUCCUUGUGGCGCUUUUGCUAAUGCCAUGUUUAACGAUACUAUUAAACUACAUAUGAUCUCUGGAAAUCAUGAAGUUCCGCUACUGCGGACGGGAUUAGCGUGGCCUCUGGAAAAAGCGCUGUUUAAAAAUCCCGAAGGAAAGCCUCUCAAUGAAAGCUACGAUGGUUACGUAAAGCCGCCUUCGUGGUCGAAGAACAUAUGGGAAAUGGAUCAGGAAAUUGCAUUCAAUAAUGGAAUGGAGAACGAAGAUUUCAUAAUAUGGAUGCGUCCUUCCGCAUUUCCGGAUUUUCGUAAGGUGUUUCGCCGAAUCGACCAGUCAGUGCAUUGGUUUCAAAGUGGACUUCCGCCUGGAAAUUACACUUUUACAAUUGAUUACAAUUAUCCCGUCACUCCGUACCGUGGCCGGAAAUACUUGGUGAUAUCUAAUGAUUCGGCUUUUGGUGGAAAAAAUCCCUUUCUGGGAAUAGCUUAUAUCGCUACCGGGGUUUGCUUGAUUGUGACUGCUUUGGUGUUGUUCAUUAUUCACCGAAGAUUAGGAAUACGAGAGGACGAGGCAAUCGAUGUUCGGAAAACAGACCCGUAUUACUGGUGAAUCUCAUCCUUGUGCCCACACCAUGAGUUCAACGGAAAUUUAUUUUCCUUGUGGUAGACUGCGAUUUCAUGCUUGUAAUAUAAAUUCAGUCAGUUGAUAUGUGAUAUUGGAAGAUUUUUGUAUUGCUUCCUGAAUGUUUUGUUCCGUUUUAUUUUUAACUAAUAAUUUACAGUAAGUACCUGCCUAAUGCAAGGUAACCUGCUGUUCUGUUGUUGCACGGUUUACAUACAGUAACACCUGUUUUUAAUUGUGCGUGGCAUGCUGUACUUUGAUUGUUUUGUUGUUAUAAUGUUGCAUUGUACAAGUACUUACCUACUGUUCUGCAUGCUCCGGUGUCGUGUUUAUUUUAGUAAUUCACUGGUCCUG
Messenger RNA from Paramacrobiotus metropolitanus, 1922 nucleotides. Its product is annotated as cell cycle control protein 50A-like. Gene Ontology annotation, cellular component: plasma membrane; Golgi apparatus; endoplasmic reticulum. Lineage: Eukaryota; Metazoa; Tardigrada; Eutardigrada; Parachela; Macrobiotidae. The coding region runs from base 483 to 1556 and encodes 357 amino acids. The transcript is spliced from 10 exons. The record is from RefSeq and is a predicted model, not a curated record.